UUGCGAGUGUGCAGGGAUCUGAUAGCACGUUAUUGUCGAUUUGUGCAACACAUCAACUCUUACCUCAGAUUUACUGUUUGUUACAUACAUAUUUCUUUUUUAAAAAAUACAACAUGGUUGAUGCAUUCUGUGCCACCUGGAAAUUGGUUGACAGCCAGAACUUUGAUGAGUACAUGAAAGCCCUAGGUGUAGGUUUUGCGACAAGGCAAGUUGGAAAUGUUACUAAACCAACUAUCAUCAUCAGCCAAGAGGGCGAUAAGAUUGUGAUCAAAACACAGAGUACUUUCAAGAACACAGAAAUAUCCUUCAAACUUGGAGAGGAGUUUGAUGAAAAUACUGCAGACGACAGAAACUGCAAAUCCACUGUGAGCCAGGAUGGAGACAAACUUGUGCAUGUGCAGAAGUGGGACGGCAAGGAGACCACAUUUAUCAGAGAGAUCAAGGACGGCAAAAUGGUUAUGACUGUAACUUUUGGUGAUGUCCAGGCUGUCCGAACAUACGAGAAGGCAUGAUUUCUGCUUCGAACCCUACGUCUCCAAAUCUAUUUCAGCCCUGUUUACUGGACUACAGAGUUCCAGCGGUAUUUUAUUACUGUUUGCAUUUCAUCAGCUCAGAUGUUUUGUGAAGAUAAUGUUUUUAUAAGCUCAGUUUAAAAAAAAAAAAAAAAAAAAAAAAAACCUUCAAAAUGAUAAAACGGUUUCAUAUGAGAUAUUUUUUUUGUGAACCAGUGCAAAACAGACUGAAAUAAAGUUUAUUAUGUAGUCCA
Molecule: messenger RNA, 766 nt
Organism: Polyodon spathula (Mississippi paddlefish)
Lineage: Eukaryota; Metazoa; Chordata; Actinopteri; Acipenseriformes; Polyodontidae
Product: fatty acid-binding protein, brain
Exons: 4
Coding region: 114-512 (132 amino acids)
Biological process (GO): fatty acid transport
Cellular component (GO): cytosol; nucleus
Molecular function (GO): fatty acid binding
Source: RefSeq, a predicted model, not a curated record